This is a messenger RNA of Daktulosphaira vitifoliae (grape phylloxera), 1196 nucleotides long. RefSeq lists its product as uncharacterized. The transcript is spliced from 2 exons. The record is from RefSeq and is a predicted model, not a curated record. Bases 165 to 1019 code for a protein of 284 amino acids. NCBI's taxonomy places the organism in Eukaryota, Metazoa, Arthropoda, Insecta, Hemiptera, Phylloxeridae.
UAUUUUAAAUUACAUAGUACGCUAACACUUAAUAAACCAUUUAUAUUUUCAAUGAGAAAUAGUUUUUAUAAUUUUAUCAAAAUUUAAUUGCGUGGUAUACGUAUUUUAAAAUAAUAACAAUGUUUUUAAUAAUUACGAAAUAAAUCUUCUACCGCCUAAUAGAAAUGAAUUAUUCUACUGCAUUCAUAUUUUUCUUAUUAUCUUUAGCAACUAAUGGACAGCCAGAAAUAAAAGGUAAAAAAUUUACAAUUAAAUUUUUAAACUCAUUUUUACAAAGUAGCAAAUGGAGAAUUGCACAAAGGACAAUGAUAGACUACAAAAAAAAUGAGGAAAAAAUUCGUACUGAUGAACUAUUGAUUGAUGAAAAAAAUUGUUAUAGAGGAGCCAUUGUCGAUAAUAACAAUGUCGAAGAUAAACUAAGAAAAACAAUAUUACUUGUUAAUAUAGAGUACAGUGUUAGUUUUGCAUGGAUCGUGUAUCAUUUAAAUGAAAUAAAUUGUGACUGUAGUUAUUAUAGAGAUACACUAUAUUUCCCACGUUGUGUAGAAUUAAUAAAAUCAAGUAUUGCCAUUUCUAAACAUAUUAUAAUACGUUUUAUCAGUGCAAUAAAUUUCCUAAUGACUUUGUUAGAUAUUGAUACCAAACCAUCUAUUUUAGAUAUCUUACAAAAUUUUAUUACACUGGUAAACCAAGUAAAACAUGACGAAAAGAACGACAACACAAUUAUGAAGAGUAUUGAUGAUGCAUUUCGUUUCAAAUUCACUUACGAGAAAAAUGUAUAUGAAGUUCUCAAAAGUCAAAGUAUUAAUAAAAAUGAUCUUGAUUUUUUCAAUCCAGUAUUAUAUGAAAUUGACAUAAAUUUAAAUAAAGAAUAUGAAAAUUACACUUACUUUGAGUAUAUAGAAAUGCACUUAAGAAAUUAUAUUGAGUAUAACAUUAAUAGACUGUACAAUAAUCUUGGCUUUUCAUAUAAUGAAGAAACAAAAAUUACUUCUUAUGUAUACAAUUGGGAACAAUAAACUGAUUUUAUAUAAAUUUUAUUAUAUAAUAAUUAAAUAUAGGUAUCCGUAAAUAUUUUAUAUACAUUAUAUAACAUAUUUCAAAUAAAUUUAAAUAAUUCAGUCAUUCAGUUAAUUUUUUUUAUGGUGUAACAUGAUUUUUAUUUCAAUGAAUAUUAUUUUUUUAACCGAGUAAAU